Saccostrea echinata is the source of this 2031-nucleotide messenger RNA. RefSeq names its product E3 ubiquitin-protein ligase Trim36-like. Gene Ontology annotation, molecular function: zinc ion binding. The record is from RefSeq and is a predicted model, not a curated record. NCBI's taxonomy places the organism in Eukaryota, Metazoa, Mollusca, Bivalvia, Ostreida, Ostreidae. The transcript has a single exon. The coding region runs from base 1 to 2031 and encodes 676 amino acids.
AUGGAUGCUGUGGGUUCGGGUCUCUAUCCGUGUUUUCUGUGUAACAAACAAAUAAACAUUCCAAGAGAUUUUCCUUGUCAACACACCUUUUGUGAACCGUGCAUUCAAAAAUUAAUAGAGAAAUCGGAGGCUGGCGAAUAUCGAACAUUGGAGUGUCCAGUGUGUUUAGAUGAAUUUACCAUUUCCUCAAAGGACUUGUCCCUACAAGAUUUAGUUGAAUUAUUUCCGAUAAAUAAUCUGGUCGAAAAUUUGAUUUGUUCUGGAGAUGGGAACAAAGCUCGGAAGAGUUGCGACCCCUGCCGUGUGGUCAACGAGAAGAAAGAGGCUAUUUUCCACUGCAGAACAUGCCGACAGAGCAUGUGUGAGAUGUGCUACAAAUACCUACAUCGGAGAAUCUUGGAUCAGGACUUUCAUCAGGUUUCAUCAGUAAACGAUUAUUUUGAGUCAUUUCAAAUUGAAGUAAACGAACGCUGUCCAGUCCACCCUAAGAAACAACUGGAAUUAUACUGUCAUGACCACGAUAAGCCCUGCUGUAACCUUUGUAUGUCCGACAAACACAAAACUUGUCUUAAAGUGGGAACACUCGACCAGUUAUUUGAAACAAGAGUAAAACAUAAAAGUAUUGAAUUGGCUAUCUUAAAAAUAUUACUUAACAGUAUCAGAGAGAAAACCACUGCAGCCAUUGAUACUUUGCAUGAAAAGGAAAAAACAGAGGUAUUUAGACGAAUGGAGAAAAGAGUAUCGACUUUUGUCUCGGCGGUACAGGAGACAUUAAAAAAACUGCAUAAAAAUUAUGAGACACAUCAGAAAUGUAUCAAAGUUUCAGAUGGAACCUUACUUAGCAGUAUUAAGGCCAAACUUACAGGAUUUCGACGUUUACUUUAUGAAAUGAAGUAUAUCAUUCAAAUGGUGGAUCAAGUUGGGAGCAAACAAAGUUUUGUAGCCGCGGCUAAAUUUAAGCAGCAGCUUGCUCUGUACUUCCGCAAAAUUCAGAAAUUGUCAGAGCUGAGAACUGAACACACCCUUCAAAUUAACUCUCAAAUUCAGGAAUUGGAAAAUGUAGAGUCUGUCGCAGAGCUAGAAGAAAACGUACUAGACACCUUACUAACAUCAGAAAUCCACAAGCAUGUUCAGCUUUUUGCGGAGUACGUUGACGUUGGGUUAGAGGACAUAACAUGCCCGUCUUCGGAUAUUGUCCCAAAGAAAAGAGCCAAUUUUACUUAUGAAACGGAAGAAUACAUCGACAUCUAUGACGGAGUCGUUCUCUCAUCUGGAAGGAUCUUUCUAAUCAAUCGCACCUGUUACAGUACAGGUGUGUUGCUUGAAGUAAACAAAAACGCGGAAUUCACAGAGCUUCACAGAUUUCGGGAUCCUCCCACAACAAUAUGCGUCGACUCAAUGGAGAAGAAUAUAGCUGUUAGUAUGAAACAGAAGCUGUACAAAUUCUCCAUUUAUCCCACUCUUAAGUUAACCAGAGAAAUAGAAACGAGCAUGCCCAUCAGAUGUAUGUAUUUUUUCAAUGAAAUUUUUUUGUGCAGCAAUGGAUCUGAUAUAGCCGUAAUGAACAGAAAUGGCGAUAUUGUGAGAAAACUGCCCGGAUCAUGCAGUGAGAACGGGCGAUUUGCGCUAUCCCAUGAUCUUAGUAGAAUAUACUGUAUUAGAAAGAACAUGAUUCUAUGCAGCGAGAUAGACGGAAGUGUUGUGUUUAUACGGAAAACAGACUUCAUCGAUUGGGAAAGAGUUUCCAUACAAGAUAUCUCUUUGGAUGGCCAUGGAAACUUGUAUGUAUGUGCAGGGAAAAACAUCAUACAGAUCUCGAAAGAUGGGGAUAAAGCGCGCACCUUGAUUGACUUUACAACUAAAGAAAAUAAAGUUAAGAAAAGGGAUUCGGAAUCCGAUGAAGAAGAAUCGGAGUCCGAUGACGGAUCUGAUCGCGUGGAGAGAAAAAUUUCUUUUGACAAGACUGGUAAGAGGUUCCUCCUUUGCUCUCAUUCGGAGACAGUAGAUCUGUAUGAAAUAAUGUAUGAAUGA